CCCAGUUCCUCCCAGUUCCUCCCAGUUCCUCCCAGUCCGCGAUGCUGCCGCUGCUGCUGGCGGCGCUCGGAGCCCCCGGGGCGGCCCCGUUCGUGCUGCAGGUGGCCUCGUUCUGCUCGCUGGCCACCGACGGCUCCUUGGUGGCCACCAACGGCUCUCAGGAGGUGGAGGUGGCGCUGUCGCGGUUCCCGCUGGUGUGCGGCGACCUGCGGGGACCCCGCGCCGGCCCCUGCCAGCAGGGGGGGCCCUUGGGGACACUUGGGGACAUCCUGGCGCGGGCGCUGGCCCAGGACAGCAGGUGGGGACAGCGGCUGCGCCAGCGGCAGCGGCUCUGCCAGGAGCUGCCCAAGAGGGUGUGGCCACCACUGAGAGCGCCGCCGCGGCUGCGCAUCGUCCCCGAGCGCUCUGGCUCCGCGCUGGCCCUGACGUGUUACGCCUGGGGCUUCUCCCCCGCUGACAUCACCAUGAGGUGGCUCUGCAACGGUGACAUCAUUGGGGACGUCGCCGAGGACAGCGUUGGCGACGCCGUUGGCGGCAUCGUCGGCGACGCCGUCGGCGACACUUCGAGACAAUCGCGGGUGCUGCCGGUGGGGGACGGAACGUUCCGGGCGCAGGCGACGAUCCAGGUGCCACCGGGGACAUCUGGGGACACUUUCGAUUGCGUGGCGCUGCACCCCAGCCUGGAGGAGCCCCUCAGAGUCACGUGGGCCCCGGGUCUGUCGCCGCGGCUGUCGCUGCUGGUGGCCCUGGCGGUUCUGGCGCUGCUCCUGGGGCUCCUCAUCCUCACCUUCGGCCUCCGCCGCUUCCUGCGCGCAGGUUACACCCCGCUCCCCGGUGCCACCCACGCAGGUUACACCCCGCUCCCCGGUGACACCUACGCAGGCAGCAUCUGAGGACCCUCCCAGGACGGUGACGACGACGGGGCCCGAAAACCCUGAAAAUCACCCCAAAAUUCUGCCCCAAAAUCCCCAAAUCGCCCUCAAAAAUCCCCCCUAAAAAAAACCCCCCAAAAUCCCCUAAACCCCACCCAAAAAUCCACCCCAAAAUCCCUUUAAAAAAAAAAAAAACAAAAAAAUCCCCAAAAAUUCCCCCCAGCCCCUCACAAAAAUAUAAAUUUCCAAAAUUUGCCCCCCAAGAAAUCCUCCCCAAAAUCCUCAAAAAUCCCCCUAAAAAACACCCAAAAAUUAAAAAAAAACCCCAAAAUACCCCCAAAUACUCCCAAAAAUCCCCUAAAAAUCUCUCUCAAAUCCCAUUGAAAAUCCCCUAAAAAAUUCCCUAAAAUUCCCCCUCAAAUCCCGUUAAAAAUCCCCAAAAAAAUUCCCCGAAUUUCCCCCUCAAAUCCCAUAGAAACACCAAAAAAUUCCCAAAAAUUCCCUCUCAAAUCCCAUUAAAAAUCCCCCCAAAAAUCCCCAAAAAUCCCUCUCAGAUCCCAUUAAAACCCCCCAAAAAAAUUCCCCCAAAAUCCCUCUCAAAUCCCAUUAAAAAUCCCCAAAAAAAGCCCCAAAACCCCCCUCAAAUCCCAUUAAAAAUCCCCUAAAAAAACCCAAAAAUCCCCCUCAAAUCCCAUUAAAAAUCCUCAAAAAUUCCCCCAAAAUCCCCCUCAAAUCCCAUUAAAAAUCCCCUAAAAAAUCCCAUAAAUCCCUCUCAAAUCCCAUUAAAAAUCCCCUAAAGAAUCCCAUAAAUCCCUCUCAAAUCCCAUUAAAAAUCCCCAAAAACUUCCCCCAAAAUCCCCCUCAAAUCCCAUUAAAAAUCCUCAAAAAAAUCCUCCUCAAAUCCCAUUAAAAUCCCCUAAAAAAUCCCCAAAAUCCCCUUCAAAUCCCAUUAAAAAUCCUCCAAAAUUUCCCCAAAAUCCCCCUCAAAUCCCAUUAAAAACCCCCUAAAAAAUCCCCAAAAUUCCCCCUCAAAUCUCGUAGAAACACCAAAAAAAAAUCCCCGAAAUUCCCCUCAAAUCCCGUUAAAAACCCCAUAAAAAACCCAAAAAUCCCCCUGUCCUAAUUUAGAACAAAUUUGGGAGAAAACCUCCGGAAGGAUCCCCCAGAAAUGUGAAAAAAAAAAAAACAAAAAAAAAAAAAAUUUAUUGAACAAGCAACCUUAACCUGAGCUGGUUAAAAAAGCAUCUUAUGUAGCGCAUUUUCCAUUUUUACAUCGCGUUAUAACCCAAAAAUACAUUUAUUUAACGCGCUACUUGAGAGAAUUAACAAAACACAACUUUCCGGACAUUACACGUUUAAUAUU
Molecule: messenger RNA, 2235 nt
Organism: Vidua chalybeata
Lineage: Eukaryota; Metazoa; Chordata; Aves; Passeriformes; Viduidae
Product: HLA class II histocompatibility antigen, DM beta chain-like
Exons: 7
Coding region: 42-893 (283 amino acids)
Biological process (GO): antigen processing and presentation; immune response
Cellular component (GO): MHC class II protein complex; membrane
Source: RefSeq, a predicted model, not a curated record